This is a messenger RNA of Helicoverpa armigera (cotton bollworm), 4889 nucleotides long. RefSeq lists its product as uncharacterized. The record is from RefSeq and is a predicted model, not a curated record. Gene Ontology annotation, biological process: DNA integration. The transcript has 3 exons. Gene Ontology annotation, molecular function: zinc ion binding; nucleic acid binding. The coding region runs from base 1085 to 4678 and encodes 1197 amino acids. Lineage: Eukaryota; Metazoa; Arthropoda; Insecta; Lepidoptera; Noctuidae.
GUGUAUAUUUACAGUGUUUGUUGAGCAGUCUUCAGUGCAACUUGUUUCUGAGUGUGAUUAGUUAUUGUGUUCAGUGAAUCAAGUGUAAAUACCUAAGGAAAAUUAUUUGGUGAUAUGACUUACGACGGUUCAGAUUAUGAGGAUCACGAUGAUCCCAAAGGCCAGGGGCAGCCGCCACCAUACACCGAGAGCGCAACAGACCUGCCCCCCACUGAGAGAGCUGCCACCACCACCACCAUGCAUUCUACCACGUCAACCGCCAUCGGCGUCGGCGCAGCGGUGACCGUCGUGACUGCCCAACCGACCUACCCUGCGUACCCCACAGCAGUCGUGUACCAGGGGAACUUGAACUAUGUACCAGCCGUCAACGUGGGACAGGGACCCUUCAUAGGCCCCAAGGAGUCACCAAUGACCUGCCCGUCCUGUCAGCAGAGGAUUACCACUAAAGUUGAAUACAAGGCCACCAUGAGAACUCACGUUUGUGCUCUCGCGUUCUGUAUGGUUGGACUUCUACCGUGCAUGAUCAUCCCAUACUGCGUGAAGGGUUGUCGCAACGCCGACCACUACUGUCCCGAGUGCAACGCCUUCCUCGGCACAUACAUGCGAGUCUGAUAAUAUUACUGUCUUAAAUAUGGAUGUAAGAAAUAAUGUUCCUCAAACCAGUCCUGUAAUAUGAGAAUAUCUAGUCAACAUGACUGCACUACGCAUUUAGAAACGGCAUCUAUUUAGAACUAAGAACCAUUUUCCUCUCCUGACCAUUGUCGAUGGAUUUCGGAGGAAAUGUCGGAUACGAAAAAUGGCGCUUGGCGUUUUGUAAGAUGACGUACGUAGAAUAGGGAGAAGGUUGCGGAGAAGGAAAUAUCCCAAAGCCUUUUCAGUAGGUUAAUAUUUUUAUUUAGGUAAUGAUUUUGUAAAUUGUGAUGUCAGGUACUUAAUAUGUCACUGUCAUUGUCAUUACGAAUGUCAUUCCUGUGUAAAAUGUAUCUGUGCUGUCGGUCUCCAAAUAAACGUCGUGUGGUUGACUCUGCCUUUUUCUUUCGGAUCCUUCAAUGGCGACGAGGACAAACAAAAUCAAGCAAGCAAAAUGUCGAUCGGGAAGAUUGCCGAAUUUAAGGUGCUUAGUGACGAUUGGAAAUUAUAUGUGGAACGCUUAGAACAAUAUUUCUUGGUAAACAAAAUAGCGGUUGAGUUGCAAGUACCAACGCUGAUAACCGUGAUGGGAGCGGAUGCAUAUGAACUUUUGGUCAACUUGUGCACACCGGAAAAGCCGACGACCAAAACAUUUGCACAGAUUUCAGACAUUAUGGGGAGGCAUUUACAACCCAAACCAAGCGAAUUAGCCGAAAGAUAUAAGUUUAGGCACAGGAAGCAAAAAGAUGGCGAGUCUAUAUCGGAAUAUACGGCGGUUUUGAAGAAAAUGUCCAAGACAUGCGAAUUCGGUUCCUGGCUUGAAGAAAGUUUGAGAGACCAACUAGUUUGUGGCAUAACCAACGAAAUGAUACGACAGCGACUAUUCGCCGAAAGCAAGUUGGGUUUCGGCCGGGCGUAUCAAUUGGCAGUUAGUUUGGAGGCGGCAGAAAAAGACGCGGCAGAAGUGGUUAGACAUGGAGGGUCAGCCACGGGCAGUGAAACGGCGGCGGCGGCGUCGGUGCCGUGCCAAGCAAUGUCAGCAGCGAGGCCGGCAAGGCGGAGUGACGCACGUGGCGUCAGCGGAGUGGCGCGGGAGACCACUACGCGGACCGGGUGGAGGCGAGGCGUGCGCGCACCGGCAGCGCCAGCGCCCGCCCGGCUGGGUGAGCGUGCGCAGCAGCGGUGCCAAGUGUGUGGUGCAAAUCACGACACAGCCACGUGCAAGUUUGUGCGUUACGUUUGUAGGGUGUGCAACCGACAGGGACAUCUGCAACGCAUGUGCCCGAAUGUAGUGGAACACUGCAACGUGGACAUCGAGCACUCAAGGGAAGACAAUGGAAGUACAAGUGCAGAGAGUGACGAGGUAAUUGUUAUUGAUGUUUGUAAAUUGGACGUUACAAAAUGCAAACCGGUAUAUAUAGAGUUAAAAGUUAAUGGUAAAAACCUUAAAAUGGAAUGUGACACCGGUAGUGCUAUCUCAUGCAUAAGCCAGGAAGGUUAUAGGAGAUUAUUUACCGAUUUAUGCCUUGAGCCUUGUAAUUUAAUGCUAAAAUAUUAUACGGGGGAGACAGUCAAACCCCUAGGAGUAAUAUUACCAAUGGUUGAGUACAAAGAUACGUGCAAGAGGUUGGAAUUAUUUGUUGUAGAGAAUGGGAAAACCAUUCUUUUAGGACGGCAAUGGAUGGCCGAAUUAAAAAUACAGUUACCUAUUGUGAAUUAUGAGUGUAAUAAUAUGACUAUGUUCAAGAAUGAAGUUUUUGACUUGCAUGCUUUCAGUUCCAAAUACUGUGAGGUGUUCGCGGAUGGUCUGGGUCGGUUCACCGGUGGCAGGGUGAGCGUGCACGUGCGCGAGGGAGCGCGACCCGUGUUCAUGCGCGCGCGCCCGCUGGCUUACGCACUGCGGGAGCCGGUCGAGCGCGCGCUGGCCCAGCUGCAGCUCGACGGCAUUCUCUCACCGGUGGAGCGCUCAGACUGGGCGACACCGAUUGUACCAGUCGUCAAAAAGGACGGUAACAUUCGAAUUUGUGCUGAUUACAAACUGACACUCAAUAAAGUUAUAGAAGUUGACCGCUAUCCGCUGCCUAGGGUAGAAGAACUGUUGUUUAAGUUGAAGGGUGGUGAACAUUUUAGUAAAAUUGAUUUGUCACAGGCCUACGCUCAAUUUGAACUAGAUGAUACUAGGAAAUAUACUGUGAUUAAUACCCAUAAGGGUUUAUUUAUGUACAACCGGUUAGUUUAUGGACUAUCAUCGAGUCCGGGAAUUUUUCAAAGACGAUUAGAGCAACUUUUUAAUGAUAUACCUCAAGUUGGUGUUUUCUUGGAUGAUAUUAUAAUCACAGGAUUUACUAGGGAAGACCACAUGCGGAAUUUAUGUCAGGUAUUCGAUCGUUUAAAGAAGUACGGUCUGAGAGUAAAGAGAGAAAAGUGUGUAUUCUUUGCGAAGUCGAUAAAUUAUUUAGGGCAUACCAUUAGUAAAGAUGGCAUUCAUACUUGUCCAGAUAAGGUUAAGGCCAUAAAUAAGAUACCCCCUCCUACGAAUGUCAGUGAGUUGAGAGCAUUCAUCGGUAUGGUCAUGUACUAUGGCAAGUUUGUAAAGAAUGUUAGUACAGUUCUAGCACCACUCUAUAACUUGCUUAGAGCAGGUGUUAAGUUCAGUUGGAGUAAAGAGUGUCAAGAGGCAUUCACCAAGGUUAAACGCUUGUUAGGAAGUAGUGACGUUUUGAUGCACUAUACACCGGAGUUACCCAUAAUUUUGACACGUACGACGUACACCCAAUCCGGUUGGCCUCUAACUUGUUCGGACGAUUUAAUUCAGCCUUAUUUUAGAAGACGUAAUGAGCUAUACACAGAAGGAGGGUGCUUGAUGUGGGGUUACCGUAUGGUCGUACCAGUUUCAUUACAAAAUAUAGUUUUAAAACAACUUCACAGUAGUCAUAUGGGAAUAGUGAAGACAAAGAGCCUAGCUCGUAGUUACGUGUGGUGGCCUAACAUAGAUGCGGCGGUAGAAGAUAUGUGCAAGCAGUGCGAGACUUGCGCGGCGGAGGCGGAUGCCCCUUGUCGGGUUCCGAUACAACCGUGGCCGUACCACACGCGCCCAUGGACCAGGUUGCAUGUGGAUUUCCUGGGUCCAUAUAAAGGUUUAACAUUUUUUGUAUUAAUCGAUUCUACUUCUAAGUGGAUUGAAGUUUUUGAGAUGAAACAUACUAACGCUGCCAAUGUUAUUAAGGUAUUAAGAUCCACCUUUGCGAGAUUUGGUCUACCAGAAGAGUUAGUAUCGGAUCAAGGCCCACCAUUUACCAGUGCUGAAUUUAAAAACUUCCUUAAAAAUAAUGGUAUACAACAGAAUUUUUCACCUGCUUACCACCCAUCGUCAAACGGAGCAGCAGAGAACGCAGUUAAGUUAUGUAAACGAGCCAUCAAGAAGGCGUAUAGGGACCAGUUGGAUAUUGAUACCGCUUUACAAACCUUCCUUUUAGCUUAUCGCAAUACGGUACACGGUACCACCCGGGAAACGCCAGCCAUGCUUCUACAAAGACGGACAUUACGGUCGAGGCUAGAUCUGUUGCGUGCUGAUCGUGUCGUAGAGCACAGAGUACGAGAAGCACAGACGCGUCAGGUAGAAUACGCUGGUGGAACGCCGCGUAAAUUUACAGAGGGGGACUUAAUUUGGGCGCGAGGGUAUGGCUCAGGGGAUAAAUGGGUGAAAGGCACAGUACAAGGGGUGGACAGUUUACGUAGAUAUUCAGUAGUGGCGGAUAGCGGUCAAUUAUGUAAAAGACACAUAAAUCAAAUGCGGCGUAGGUCCUGUUUUUCGGAUGUUACCGGUCCGGAAGGGUAUGAUGAGAGUCAGCAAGGUGAGGAGAAUGUUGUCGAGCCGUUAAGCGAGGGUUCAGAAGGUCUAUCUCUGACAGAAACAGAGGCUAAAAAUAAUAAUGAUCAGAGCGAACAAGCUGAACAGUCCUCACCUAAGGUUCUAAUGCCAUCUGAGUCACCAGUGAAUCGUUAUCCCAGGCGGAAUCGGAAACCGGUUCAAAGAUAUGAUAUAUAAGCUAGUUCAUAAGAAUAUCAGUGUUAAGUAGUGUUAAAGGAUCGUAAGGUUAAAUUAGUUAUAAGUUUUCAUAUUGUGAGCCUAAUUCUAGAAUAGCGGUGGAGGUGUGAUGUCAGGUACUUAAUAUGUCACUGUCAUUGUCAUUACGAAUGUCAUUCCUGUGUAAAAUGUAUCUGUGCUGUCGGUCUCCAAAUAAACGUCGUGUGGUUGA